Plasmodium inui San Antonio 1 is the source of this 831-nucleotide messenger RNA. RefSeq lists its product as hypothetical. The transcript is spliced from 3 exons. Bases 1 to 831 code for a protein of 276 amino acids. NCBI's taxonomy places the organism in Eukaryota, Apicomplexa, Aconoidasida, Haemosporida, Plasmodiidae. The record is from RefSeq and is a predicted model, not a curated record.
AUGGUCAGAAAAUACCAUGCUAUAAAAAACCUCCGCUGCAUCCCCAAUCGUAAUAAGGGAACGAAGAAAUAUGAACACACAAGAUUCAGAAUCCAUCAAAGACAGAAGCUAGGGCCCCCCCAAAACAAGCCUCAAGGGAAAAAACAGGAAAAACACCAACCAGACAAGUCCCCAUCUCAAACAUGGGCAAAUAUGUCCCAACCCAAACAGAAGUCAAUUGGCAUGAACGGCCGGAGUGUGUAUAUUCAGAGGAUCUGGAUGAGAAAGGGCCCCCAGAGCGGGGACCAAACAAUUGCUAGGGAGGAAAAAGAGGCCCCCGACGAGGUCCUAAUAAAGCAUAGAGAAGGAAGGAGAAGAAUCAAGAAUGACACAGGAGGGCGAGGAAAGAUGUAUCAGAAAGCGACAAGAGAAAAAGAAAUCACAAUAACCAGAGGUAUCAUCAUAUUUAUAGAUGAGAAAAAGGAAAAAGCACGAAGAAGUACACGUAUAAAGUCGGAGAAAAAGAAGUCCACCCCCCGUCAGGUGACCAAACGGAAGAGGAAGCUACAAGAAAAGUUAUCGGGCACCUCGGAGGAAAAACAAACACGGCGCUCCUCUCAGAUAGAACCAUACGGCAACCAGAAAUCAACAGGCAGCCAAGUCAGAAGCAUUGUGAUGAAUAUCAAGAUACCUUCACACAUACAAGCGCAGAGCAAAUUGAAAGGAUGUCUGAUGAAAACGGAACCUAAGAAAGUGAAUGGAGUAUUUAAAGCCUAUGCCGAAUUCGACCGCCGCCUGAUGAAGUCAAAAUGGCUGGACAAAAUAUCUAUCACUCCUAAACCUGAAAAUUAG